This is a messenger RNA of Fusarium oxysporum Fo47, 936 nucleotides long. RefSeq lists its product as uncharacterized. The transcript is spliced from 3 exons. The record is from RefSeq and is a predicted model, not a curated record. Gene Ontology annotation, molecular function: protein binding. NCBI's taxonomy places the organism in Eukaryota, Fungi, Ascomycota, Sordariomycetes, Hypocreales, Nectriaceae. Bases 1 to 885 code for a protein of 294 amino acids.
AUGAGCUACCAGACCAAGACAGUCCAAGUUUGCGACAGAUGCACUGGCACCAGUGCAGGGAGUUAUGGACCUAUCACGCCAUACGGCCGAGGCCCUUUGACGCAGAUUGGUGGAAACACGGAAGACUCAUGCUACGGAGUUGAGCUUAAUGAAGAAGAAGUGUCCAUCGGCAUGUGUCAAAACUGUCGUAUCCUAGAGGCUCAGGAGCGGGAGUUUGAGAUCAUAGUUGACGGAAUCGAUAGGGCCCGCGAGUCCGGCGAAUUCACCGAUUUUACAUUGGCAUGCGACGGCCGAGAUAUCAACGUUCACAAGAUUAUUAUUUGCAGCCAAUCUCCAGUCUUCCGUGCAGCAUGCGCUGGUCAGUUCAAGCUCAUGGUCGACUACCUAUAUACAGGCGACUAUUCUAUCGGCAUGAACGAGACCGACGAAACCAACACUGCAUCAAAUUCCGGGGCGCUCUCGACUCAUGCAAUAAUGUAUGCUCUGGGGGACGAGUACGACAUCAAAGGGCUCAGAGACCUAUCAGCUCGAAAAUACUCUUGGUCCUUAGACGAAAGCCUAGAACUCGAUGACUUCCUCCUGUCAAUCCCUCAUGUCUAUACCUUAACACCCGAAAGCUCAAGAGGUCUCCGGGAUCCAGCAUUGGAGUAUGCAAGGAACAAAUUGCGAGCAGCAGGAGGACAAUCCGAUAUCCGAGAUGCCUUUGACGAGCUAGUCAUGGAGUGUCCCGAGUUCUUGAAGGAGCUCUUAUACUACUGCGUCCAGGCUCCAUCCUUGGGGUACUGCCCCUGCACUGGUCCACGGAAUAAAGUGCCAGUUGAAGCUGAAGGAUAUCGUUGCAAAGGAUGCGGGAAAGAAGGUGCAAGUCUUAGCAGGCCUGUCUAGCUAAUGCAGGUGAAAGAUUAAAAAUAGACACUGCUCGCAGUAAAGAUUAUU